AUGUACCCUCCGGGUUUCUUCGGCACCCUCAGCCCAGUGCAGCAUCAGGGGGCCCCCCAGGGGGCCCCCCUGUGUGGAUUGUUGCAUCAUCAGGGGGCCCCCCUUGGGGCCCCCCUAGGGGCCCCCCUGGGGGCCCCAGUAUCUGGGGUGUCUUCAGUGGUGUUGUUCCGUCGCUUUAGCAGCUUUAAUCAUAAUAUAGGGCCGCACAAAGCAGACCCUCCUGCAAGUGAGAAGCCUUUAUAUUUGAACAGAUUUGAUCAGGCUGACGAUCCGUCAUUAUUUGCUGUUGAGGCGGAAGCAGUACAGCAGCUGAAGCAGCAACAGCAGCAACAGCUACUGCAGCAGCAGCAGCAGCAGCAGCAGCAGCAAGGGAGCUUGAUUGAAGCAGCAGAUGUUGUUCAGCCUUCUAAUCAUCCUCAUCAAAGAAAAGGAUUUCUUAAACGCAUGCGCUAUUGGCAUUAUCAUCAGACAGCAGAACCCACAUUCCCAAAGACACCGGAUCUAUCCAAGGGAGAAUUGGCUGCGGGCGCAACGGUGACGCGUACAACUGUGUGGAAUACCUCAGCAGCAGCAGCAGCAGCAGCAGCAGCAGGAGGAGGAGCAGCAGCAGCAGCAGCAGAACCAUCAAUCGUAGCAAUAAGCCGGUUCUCUCCUAACAACUUUCGAGCAGUUGGAUAUGCAGAGAACGCCCCUAAUCCCAGCAGCAUCAACAGCGAUGCACAUCCAGACUUUAGAGAUUAUAGGCUGAAGAGCAGCAGCACAGACCGGAGGCCCUUCAUGUACUUCUUAUCUGCUUCCUACUUCUUCAUCGGUGCGAGCAUGAUGCGCAGUACGCUCAUCUAUACUCCUGCUGCUCCUCAUGCUGCUGCUGCUGCUGAUGCUGCUGCUGCUGAUGCUGCUGCUGAUGCUGAUGCUGAUGGUGAUGAUGAUGAUACUGAUGCUGAUGAUGGUGGUGAUGCUGAUGCUGAUGAUGGUGGUGAUGCUGAUGCUGCUGAUGAUGAUGUUGCUGAUGCUGAUGAUGAUGCUGCUGAUGCUGCUGCUGAUGAUGCUGCUGAUGAUGCUGCUGAUGAUGAUGCUGCUGAUGAUGAUGAUGAUGCUGCUGCUGAUGACGAUGUUGUUGCUGCUGAUGCUGCUGUUGCUGCUGCUGCUGCAACCACAACAGCUACCAUUGUUGCUUCUACGACUCCUAUUACAGCUGCUGGUGCUGCUGCUGUUGCUGUUGCUGCUGCAUAG
Eimeria acervulina is the source of this 1233-nucleotide messenger RNA. RefSeq names its product ubiquinol-cytochrome c reductase domain-containing protein, putative. Lineage: Eukaryota; Apicomplexa; Conoidasida; Eucoccidiorida; Eimeriidae. The transcript is spliced from 3 exons. The record is from RefSeq and is a predicted model, not a curated record. Bases 1 to 1233 code for a protein of 410 amino acids.